AUGUCUGACUUAGAGGAUGAUUUAUUGGCUUUAGCUGGAGGAGAUGAUAACGAUUACGAAUCUGAAGAAGAUGUCACUUCAAGUAAAAGAAAGACAAAAAGUUAUAACGAAGAGGAAGAAAGUGAUGAGGACCAAGUAUUGUCAAAACGUCGAAGAGUAGAUACAUCAGAUUUUGAAAUUGAAGAUUAUGGGGAUGAUCAAGCAGAUGAGAAAGCGGAAGCUGAAGAAGAAUUAAUUAAUCCUUAUCCUCUUGAUGGGAAAUAUAAAGAUGAACAAGAUCGUGAUGAACUAGAAUCUAUGGAUGAAAUGCAAAGAGAACAGAUCUUGUUCGAUAGAUCUCAAGAAAUGGAAAGAUAUAAUGAAAAGAAGUAUUUGGCACAAAGAAUGAAACAGCAAAGGAAACUAGCAGAACCUGCCACUAAGGCAUCUCGUGCUUCCAAUCGAACAAAGACCACUACUAAACCUGAUAAGAUGGAUAAAUUUUCAGAAUUGAGAAAGCAACGUGAACAGCGUUCUAGAAGAAAAACAACUGAUGAUUAUGAAGAAGAGCUGGAUGAAGAAGAGGAAGAAGAUAAUGAUCUUGCAUUAUCUGAAGAUGAAGAAGAGGAAUAUGAUGAUUAUGAUGCUGAAACUGUUACUUGGGGAGGAGUUUCGAAAUCUAAGCCAAAGAGAAACAUUGAGCCUGCCAAAUUAGCUGAUAUUAAUCGUGUUAAGAUGGGUCGUACUGUUUUGACCCAAUAUUGUUUCUAUUCUGAUUUUAAUGUUGUUGUGUUGGAUACGUAUGGUAAGAUCAAUUUAGGAAUGGAUAAAAGAACUAGACGUCCAAUAUAUAGAAUGGUUAAGAUAAUCGAUGUCAAAUCAAUACCAGAAAAGGCAUAUCGAUUAAAUAAUUCUAAAUGUGACUUGUUCCUAACUGUGAGUCAAAACCGUAAUCAAACCAAAGACUUCCCAAUUAGCAUUUUUUCAGAUUCACCACUUGAACAAGAAGAUUUUGAUAGAUACUUGGCUGAAUUGAAAAAGACUGGAGAAUCAAUUGAUUAUUUAGAGGAUGUUAAUGAAAAAUUCCAACAAUUGCAAGUGUUCUUCAAUAGAGGACUUAGUGAUAAAGAUGUUAACGAAAUGAUUGCCAGAAAGAAGAAACUUCAAGAACUGAAAGGUGUAUCGUCAAAUGAUAUUUCUGGUUAUGAUGCUGUUACUCAAAAGGCUAAAUUAAUGGAUGAAUUAAAGAUUGCAAAACAAGAAAACAAUUUGAAUAGAAUUAGAGAUUUGAUUUCCAAAUUAAAGAGAAUAGAUCAAAUAUUAAUUGGACAACCUAAUGCAAAAGCCAGUAGUGAAUCUUCAAGUGGUAUGUCAAAGGUUAAUGAAAGAAAUAGGAAAUUAAAUGCUGCUAAUAUCAGAAAAGCAGAAGUAAAAUCAAGAAAUACAUUACAAGUUAACGAUGGUGGAGACCCAUUCUCUCGUUUGAAAACUGUUACUAGGAUGUUUUAUCAAGAUUUGAUUAAUCAAGAAAAUGAAAAGGCCUUGAAGGAUAUAAAUUAUGAAAAAUUAUUACAAGAAAAGAGUAAGCAAGAAGAAAAGAUUGCCAAAUCCACUUAUAGAGAUUUGGGUGAGAUGGACAAGUUGAUCAAUAGUAUUGAUAUUGAUAUUGAUAUUAGUUGGUAA
Messenger RNA from Hemisphaericaspora subhashii, 1662 nucleotides. It is a transcript of the gene RTF1, whose product is annotated as Rtf1p. NCBI's taxonomy places the organism in Eukaryota, Fungi, Ascomycota, Pichiomycetes, Serinales, Debaryomycetaceae. The transcript has a single exon. Gene Ontology annotation, molecular function: DNA binding. The record is from RefSeq and is a predicted model, not a curated record. Bases 1 to 1662 code for a protein of 553 amino acids.